UGUCAGUUUUGGGGGCGGGGACUCCUCCCAGUUCGGCAGGUUAUAUAAGCGCCUGACAGCCGGCUCUCCUCUAUCAACCCUUCAAAACUUCACUUUCUUCUGCUCAGCUCGCACUCCGCUCAAUUUCUCACCAUGUCUCAACUCGAGGGCGCCAUGACUGCAAUGAUCAGCGUUUUCCACAAGUACUCCGGCAAGGAGGGAGACAAAUACACCCUGAGCAACGGGGAGCUGAAAGACCUCAUCAAGAACGAGCUGGGCAACUUCCUCGGGGAACCCAAGGACAAGGUCGCGGUCGACAAAGUCAUGACGAUGCUGGACCAAAACAAAGACGGGCAGGUGGACUUCAACGAGUACAUUAUCCUGAUCGGCGCCAUCACCAUGGCGUGUAACGAUUUCUUCAAGGAUCAUAAGAAGAAGUGAGCGGAGACCUCCCCCCUCCCCCACCCCCCCGAUCUGGGCUUACAAACCAGCGGACUGCGGCAUGGAGAGAGGCGCGGUGCCGGUGUCUCGGAGUGCCAGGGCGCUGCGGGGCGAUUCACUCGCGUCGCUGCUUGUAUCCUGUGCGCUGUAGAGCACUGUGUACCGGAGCCUUGCUGUCUCUCAUUGUACCACAGCCAGCUGAGUUGUAUGAACCACAUCGUACUUAAUAUAAAAAAAAUUUUAAACACACUGUCGUCUGUCCAGAUGCCGUGUAGACUAAAUAAAGUGUUUUAAUAAAAAAAAAAAAA
Polyodon spathula (Mississippi paddlefish) is the source of this 728-nucleotide messenger RNA. RefSeq names its product protein S100-A1-like. The transcript is spliced from 3 exons. The record is from RefSeq and is a predicted model, not a curated record. Bases 133 to 420 code for a protein of 95 amino acids. NCBI's taxonomy places the organism in Eukaryota, Metazoa, Chordata, Actinopteri, Acipenseriformes, Polyodontidae. Gene Ontology annotation, molecular function: transition metal ion binding; calcium ion binding.